This is a messenger RNA of Gavialis gangeticus (Gharial), 1010 nucleotides long. RefSeq names its product protein CXorf40A-like. Lineage: Eukaryota; Metazoa; Chordata; Crocodylia; Gavialidae. The transcript is spliced from 2 exons. The record is from RefSeq and is a predicted model, not a curated record. Bases 74 to 577 code for a protein of 167 amino acids.
UAAUUAUUUUUCUUUUCCUAACUAAUCAGGUUGUGACAGCUAUGCAAGGUGAAAGGUGCAGCACUGAAGAAAGAUGAGAUUUGGCUGUCUUUCUUUCCGGCAACCCUAUGCUGGGUUGGUUUUGAAUAAAGUCAAAACAAUAGAGACUCGUUGGCGUCCAUUGCUGGCAGACUACAAGAACCGCACCGUUGCUAUUCACAUAGCUUUUAAAGACUGGGAGGAUGAAACAUGGAAAGAGGUCCUUUUGAAUAGACUUGAUAUGACACCUACACAAGUUGCAGAGUUGUUAGAUAAAGGGGAGAAAUUUGGCAGAGGAGUUAUUGCAGGGCUAGUUGACAUUGGAGAGACAAUGAAGUAUCCUGAAAACUCAUCUCCUGAAGAGACUUUGGAGAUGGAAAAGAAAGCUGUACUGAUUAACCUGCAACAGAAAUACUUGACUGUGAUUUCAAAUCCAAGGUGGCUGUUGGAACCAAUUCCUGCUCGAGGAGGCAAAGACGUGUGGCAAGUGGACAUCCCCGAGGAGCUACUCCCUUUGGGACACGAGGAGUUGUCCCAGGCUACGUGUGUUGAUACCUGAGCAUAAAACUGCAGUCAGACCUCACCAGUUCUGCUUUUCAUGGGUAUACAGGACUGAUUUAGGGUACUUCUUUACCACGGCCAUUGAACACGUUUGUUUACAUUUACCUGUUAGUCCUAGAAAGAUUUAUGCAUGCAAGUAGUUCCAUUGACUCGCAUCCAUUUUUUAUUACCGUGGAACGACUCAUGUAAAUAAAGCACACGUGUAUGUCUUUGCAUCUAAGUAAGGCCAAUUCAAAAUUCAGGAUGCUAUUAUUGUAGGAUGUGAGUCUCAUUUUGAAAUUACAAGUUUCUGCUCAACUACUUGUAAGCAUACGCACCAAGAAACCACAAAUACACUCACAUAGCACAACCUCUGGCUAUAGUUAGCUUAAAUCUAGUUUGAAUUACAUAUCCCAGUUUACUCAGAUUCCCAUUACAGUUUGUUAUAUUGU